Molecule: messenger RNA, 435 nt
Organism: Nanorana parkeri
Lineage: Eukaryota; Metazoa; Chordata; Amphibia; Anura; Dicroglossidae
Product: mitochondrial import inner membrane translocase subunit TIM44-like
Exons: 4
Biological process (GO): protein import into mitochondrial matrix
Cellular component (GO): mitochondrial inner membrane
Molecular function (GO): protein-folding chaperone binding
Source: RefSeq, a predicted model, not a curated record
GUCAAAGGCAUUUGGUAUGCGCGAAGGUCAAAGGAUUCCUUUAGAAAGAUGGCGGCUGCUUUAUGUCAGUGCUACCGGGUAUGGAUGCCCAGUGCAAAAAAGCUUGCAAAGUUCUGCCACCUUGUACCUUACAACAGUAUUAGCCCUACUCAGAUGUAUUUUCCUGCUCUACAGCUGAAACAGUUGCGGUACUAUUCAUCUCGCAGUAGACGAGGAUUUCUAGCUGGGCUUCUUGAUAAUAUCAAACAAGAACUGUCAAAAAACAAAGAAAUGGAAGAAAACAUUAAAAAAUUUCGAGAGGAAGCAAAGAAAUUAGAAGAAUCUGAAGCUCUGCAACAUGCUCGCAAGAAAUUUAAAUCAAUAGAAUCGGAAACAAUGAAGACAUCAGAAGUGUUCCGAAAAAAGUUUGGAUCGCUUUCAGACACUGUCAAGGAG